This is a messenger RNA of Lachancea nothofagi CBS 11611, 4284 nucleotides long. The record is from the annotation of a GenBank genome assembly. NCBI's taxonomy places the organism in Eukaryota, Fungi, Ascomycota, Saccharomycetes, Saccharomycetales, Saccharomycetaceae.
AUGGAUGAAGACGCCAGUCUUACAUACAUACCGGACUCGGAGGCUGACGAAGAUGAAGACUAUAUAUGGUGGCCAGAUCGUUGUCUGGGAGAUUGGAUAGGACCGAUUCGAGAUCUAAGUAGACAUUUUCAAACGGAAGAGGCAUCAGUCCGACGAUGGGACGAAAACGCAGUACAUGAGCGCCGAGAAAUAGUCACACAGAGGCUGCGGUCAUUCAGAAAAAGGACCGCAAUUCAGAAGAACCCAUAUAGCCUAGAUAGGAUCCGGCACAAACAACUUCUGAUGGGAUUUGAAAUACCUGUAGCAAGCCUUUCCUCUCGAGGCCGGUUUCGGGAAGACAGCUCUAAUUUAAGAAGUCAACCCGAUGCCUCGAUACAAGAUUCUGAAUCGCGGGUUGUGACAAACAAUGAGGAAUUGUCGGAAGGCGAAAAUGUUGAGGAAAUAGAAUCCCCGUACGAUUUGGACCAGGACCACCUGGCCGAACAGUUUGAGCCCAGCCAAGCAGCGACUGAGCAUGAUGACAACGAAGAUUUAUACUACAGAGGGAGACACAUCAGUAUACAAUCCGGAUUUCAAGGUAUUCUACCUAAAGUGGCGUGGAAGAAAGCACUGACGGACUCGACUCAACCAAGUAUCAAAUUGAAGAAACGGGAAAGAAAAGAAGGCAAAGGAGUAGCGAAACGCAAAUCCGCCAAAGGGCGACUACUACACGAUGUCAUGCUUCCCGGGGACCUUUUUAUUGCAGAUGACAAAAUUUCGAUCGAGGAUGAAGCACCUCAGCAGAUUUAUAACAGCGGGUCCGAUUUCAAGAUCAUGGAAUAUCAAUCAAUCAGCGACAAUCUUAAUGCAAGGUAUGAAAAUGCUUAUGCGUUUGACAGCCUCUCAGAUAGAGAAGAACUAUCAGAUUUCUCCUCAACGCCUUUCACUUUCCCCUUCGACGUAAACUACGAAAGAGAAAAGGGUCUGGCCGAGCCAGAUUCCUAUGAAGAUUCUUUUGUCCUGGAUGCUGAAAUAAAUGAGCUGAGUAAAGCUUCAAUUACUUCAAAAAAGUCGAACGGCAACAGCAUCGAUGCGAUGCUGAGCGCAAAUCGGAACAGAACAAAGAGAACUAUAUCGGAAACCACACUUCAUCUUGAUCAUGGCACUACGAACAGAGGUUCAGCAAGCGCUGCUACUGCUAUUAAAACCAGGAGAAACACUGUACGAUAUAAAAGAGGUAAUCGAGACCAUCUUCGUUCUGCUGUCGUGAAAAAGUCUGUGGGCAAGAGCAAACUAGGCCCCAAGAGAGUGAACGGGAAUUUUAUUAAGCUUGGUGGUGACAUAAAUGAGGAGAGAACACCGCAGUUUCAAACUGUUCAACAGGAGGAUGAUUCAAUGUCGGAAACCCUUCGCCACAAUAGGCGCAGUAUUGCUAGCCUCUCCGGUUUUGUCACGUCUUUGGCAAGCAGCAAACUUACUGCAUUUGAGACAGCAGUAGAGAAGGAGGGCGAAAGAUUUGCCAUCAUCAAGAAACCUGGCAGAAGACAAGGAACCUUGGCCACCGAAAAUAACCUUUUUUUUGGUGAUGACGGUAAAAGCCACCAAAUAAUCAAAUGCCCUCUGGAACCCCACAUUUCUGGAUUCAUGGGCAAGUUAGCAGACACCGUGGAUUUUACGUUAUCAGGCCAACCUUUCAAACUUUCUAAAUUUGAUUCUAACAUUGCGGCUACGUUAAAAGCCAUGUUCAAUCAUAUUAUUGAAAAAGGAUCUUCGGACAUUGAAAUAUUUUUGAUGAAUGAAUCAACGGUCAAAAUUUUGGUUCAACUUGAUAAUCCCGGUUUAUGGGUGAUCAUCGACGACUUUCACAAAAACUUUAGAUCGAAGGCGAAUAGCUUGAGAGGCCGAGCGAAGCCCAUCCAUUUUUAUCAGAUUGUGUUGUGUCAAGUUAUGCUCUUAGAGGUAAGGCGCUAUUCAAGCACAUCACAAAUUCUAGCGCGGGAGAUUACAAGGAAAGUUCUUGACCAUAUUGUCUCAUUUUUCAAGCUCCUAUCCAAGUGUAGCGACAUGGACUUGAACAACGAAGUCCUUGAAAAGAGUUACGAUAUGUUGUCGAAUGUGGCCAAAAACAUAAAUCAAAAUUCAGAACUUUGGGACAAGCUGGCUCUAUGCUCGUUUCCGCCUAGAAUCGCCACAAUUGUGGCGACGCACUUCACAACAGAUAAGGCUUGUUGGCCAGUUGCUGAACUUGAACAAACUUUCACUAGCGCAAAGGAGUGGCUUGGUUUUGUACAUUAUUGUGUCACUUGUUGCCAGUGGAAAGUGGAUAGUGUACUUAUUCAGAUCUUCUACAACUUCUUUAAGGCCAGAAAGUUCCGCAACUUUGAGGAGGACGUGGAAACUGAUGCAAAGCUGCCAAUAUAUGGCACACCAGCAUGGCGUACGCCCAGCGAAACAGUUUUCAAUGUUUUUCUUGAUAUGAUAGGAUCCUGCAAUUUAUCCAUUGUUCAAAUAGAGCGAGUUACUCCACUAGGACAGAUAAUAAGUUUGAAUGAUCUUGGGUUACUAGCCAAUCGAAUUAAUUUGCUUUUGGUCCUCGCUACUCAAGCCAGUUCUAAUUUCGAACCUAAGUUUGAAGACCUCUGUCAACCAUAUUUUAAACCGGAAGGCGUGCUACAUGCUGUACCAGUUCAAUUUUUAGACCUCAUUCUCACAGGUUUUUAUUCGCUUUUACAAAUCAAUGCUUAUAAAGGUUUGGUCACAAAGGCAAGAGUAAUAUCUAUGGCUUUUCAUCAUGUGUCAAAACUUAAGGGCCUAAGUGGCAACAGAGUAUGGCCAGAUUUUUUACAACGCAUCUACCUGACCACCAAUAAACUGGGCAAAUCAACACCAUUUGUUUUGAAAGCCCUUUACCCAGCUUUGAUGUUCAUGGUCAAAAGGAAGGAUAGGAGUGAUUCGAUACCUUUGCUUCGAUUAUUCGAAAAAAAUUUGAGUGUUUUAGAUCCAGCGUGGGUUAUAACUCAUCUGCAUCAGGUUUUCGCCAAUCUAGCUAGUGAAGAUGACUUUUUGUUCCGUUUUUAUUUUACCACUACGAAAUUCCUUGCUUCUGAGAAAGUCAUCACUUGGUGGUCAGUAUUGAACUAUAGUAGUUUCGGCUCCUUAAGAGACUACCGCGUCCUGUUUUGCACCAAAAUAAUCGAGAAUUGUGACGAAUCCUCCUUUUUUCAAAUAAGGCAUAAACUACUGCAGACGGCGAUUGACUUGCUACUGCAACGGGCUGAUUUGCAUUUCAUCAGAUUUUUGAAAGCCUUGUCUAGAAAAGAUAACGAGUUUAAGAUGACCACAAGUCUGACAUUCACAUCGGGUCAGUUUGAAAUUAUAACAAGGACUUUAAAAGCUUUCAAAAAGGUCAAAGACCGCUCCUUUGUCGAAAGUUUCAUACACAAUCUCAAGGAAGAGUUUCUAGUAAGGCCUCACAAAAAGAGCUUAAUCAUGGAUAUAACAAAGUUCUUGAACUCAGAGUUCGUUGAUUCUGUGAGAAGCAAUCUCGACUUCAUCUUUCUUAAAAGUCAAUUCAAUAUAUCUGAUGUCGAAACUCAAAAGAGUAUCUUUCGCGAGGUCCUCUUUUGUCAAAAGAACGACACAGAGCGAGCAUUAUUUAUAGAAGAAGAGUUUCUUAAGAUCGGAGUUCGGAUCCUAUCGCUACAGCCCUUCAUAGACAAGCUCCGCUCUUCAAUAGGUACCGGGCUCUAUUCUAACGACUACAUUUUUUUGGCCCGCCUGCUAGAGGCCAAUGUCUUAGCUGGGAACGGUGUCAUCACAGAGCUUCAGUGGUUCGUGCUUCUAAAUUUGAUUCAACUUUUGAACGAAAUUUUGGAGUUGAACUUUUGUCAAGUAACGUCUACAGACUUCAAGGGGUUGUAUGGCCUUCACGUAACGCUCUGUCAGGUAUUUUAUGGACCAAGAUUUAUAUCUAAUGGGAGUCCGACGGAAUGCAAGUUUUGCAAGGAAUUGUGUCUCUUUCUUACAAGAAAUUUGACUAUAACGUCAGGCUUUUCUGAGCAUUCAGAAUUACUUACAUUAUGUGAUGAGUUUUUACGUGAUCCCAUCAACACAUCCCAGAAGCAAAGCACAAACGAAUUGCGAUACCCGAUAGAGAAGCUCUUACAAGCGUAUGGACCAUCAACACAUUCUGAACUUCAAAUGCAGGAUGAUCUCUUAGAUUUAAGGGCGGAUAUCGAUGUCUCGCUUACCAAAUUGUCAAAGGUAGUCACAUCAGAAGCAGUGGAACAAAAUCUCAUCUGUUAG